This is a messenger RNA of Propithecus coquereli (Coquerel's sifaka), 7092 nucleotides long. RefSeq names its product v-akt murine thymoma viral oncogene homolog 3 (gene AKT3). Gene Ontology annotation, biological process: protein phosphorylation. The coding region runs from base 113 to 1552 and encodes 479 amino acids. Gene Ontology annotation, molecular function: ATP binding; protein serine/threonine kinase activity. NCBI's taxonomy places the organism in Eukaryota, Metazoa, Chordata, Mammalia, Primates, Indriidae. The record is from RefSeq and is a predicted model, not a curated record. The transcript is spliced from 13 exons.
GCUGAGUCAUCACUAGAGAGUGGGAAGGGCAGCAGCAGCAGAGAAUCCAAACCCUAAAGCUGAUAUCACAAAGUACCAUUUCUCCAAGUUGGGGGCUCAGAGGGGAGCCAUCAUGAGUGAUGUUACCAUUGUGAAAGAAGGUUGGGUUCAGAAGAGGGGAGAAUAUAUAAAAAACUGGAGGCCAAGAUAUUUCCUUUUGAAGACAGAUGGCUCAUUCAUAGGAUAUAAAGAGAAACCUCAAGAUGUGGAUUUACCUUAUCCCCUCAACAACUUUUCAGUGGCAAAAUGCCAGUUAAUGAAAACAGAACGACCAAAGCCAAACACAUUUAUAAUCAGAUGUCUGCAGUGGACCACUGUUAUAGAGAGAACAUUUCAUGUAGAUACUCCAGAGGAAAGGGAAGAAUGGACAGAAGCUAUCCAGGCUGUAGCAGACAGACUGCAGAGACAAGAAGAAGAGAGAAUGAAUUGUAGUCCAACUUCACAAAUCGACAAUAUAGGGGAGGAAGAGAUGGAUGCUUCUACAACCCAUCAUAAAAGAAAGACAAUGAACGAUUUUGACUAUUUGAAACUACUAGGUAAAGGCACUUUUGGGAAAGUUAUUUUGGUUCGAGAGAAAGCAAGCGGGAAAUAUUAUGCUAUGAAGAUUCUGAAGAAAGAAGUCAUUAUUGCAAAGGAUGAAGUGGCACACACUCUAACUGAAAGCAGAGUGUUAAAGAACACUAGACAUCCCUUUUUGACAUCCUUGAAAUAUUCCUUCCAGACAAAAGACCGUUUGUGUUUUGUGAUGGAAUAUGUUAAUGGGGGAGAGCUGUUUUUCCAUUUGUCGAGAGAGCGGGUGUUCUCUGAGGACCGUACACGUUUCUAUGGUGCAGAAAUUGUCUCUGCCUUGGACUAUCUACAUUCCGGAAAGAUUGUGUACCGUGAUCUCAAGUUGGAGAAUUUGAUGCUGGAUAAAGAUGGCCACAUAAAAAUUACAGAUUUUGGACUUUGCAAAGAAGGGAUCACAGAUGCAGCCACCAUGAAGACAUUCUGUGGUACACCGGAAUAUCUUGCACCAGAGGUGUUAGAAGAUAACGACUAUGGCCGAGCGGUGGACUGGUGGGGCCUAGGGGUUGUCAUGUAUGAAAUGAUGUGUGGGAGGUUACCUUUCUACAACCAGGAUCACGAGAAACUUUUUGAACUAAUACUAAUGGAAGACAUUAAAUUUCCUCGAACACUCUCUUCAGAUGCAAAAUCAUUGCUUUCAGGGCUCUUGAUCAAGGAUCCAAAUAAACGCCUUGGUGGAGGACCAGAUGAUGCAAAAGAAAUUAUGAGACACAGUUUCUUUUCUGGAGUAAACUGGCAAGAUGUAUAUGAUAAAAAGCUUGUACCUCCUUUUAAGCCUCAAGUAACAUCUGAAACAGAUACCAGGUAUUUUGAUGAAGAAUUUACAGCUCAGACUAUUACAAUAACACCACCUGAAAAAUAUGAUGAGGAUGGUAUGGACUGCAUGGACAAUGAGAGGCGGCCGCAUUUCCCUCAAUUUUCCUACUCUGCAAGUGGACGAGAAUAAGUCUCUUUCAUUCUGCUACUUCACUGUCAUCUUAGAUUUGUUACUGAAAAUGAUUCCUGGACAUCACCACCAGUCCUAGCUCUUACAGGUAGCAGGGGCACCUUCCGACAUCCCAGACCAGCCAAGGGUCUUCACUCCUCACCACCUUUCACCCACAUGAAAACACACAUAUACGCAAACACACUCCGAUUUUUGUUUUUGCAUGAAAUUGUAUCUCAGUCUAAGGUCUCAUGCUGUUGCUGCUACUGUCUUACUAUUAUAGCAACUUUAAGAAGUAAUUUUACAAUCUUUGGAAGUCAUGAGCCCACCAUUGUUCAUUUGUGCACCAAUAGUCAUCUUUUGAUCUUUUAGUUUUUGUUUUUCCCUAACAGUGAAGGCUAAAUGAGAUACACUGAUUCUAGGUACAUUUUUUAACUUUCUAGAAGAUAAAUCAAAAACUAAUUAGACUAAGAAGAUUUAGUUUAUAAUUCAGAACAAGCAAUUGUGGAAGGGUGGUGAUGUGCAUAUGCAAAGCUUUAGUAAAGCCUAUCAGAUCAAGUCUUAAAGUAGGCAUAUAUCACUAAGAUUUGGCUGGAAUUUAUUAGGAAGCAUUUGAGAGAAGGACUGAACAACUGUUGAGAUACACAUAUAUUUUAAAUUCCUGGUGGAUACUGCGGAGGAGGCCUGGUAUCACACGUGGACGUCAAGACUUCACGGGCAAUUGUGGGCAAACGAACACUGUUCUGCCAAGACGUGAAGGCGUAUGCGCAGUCUGCGUCACUUAGAGAGUCUUAUGAUACAGUUUGCGCCAGAGAGCAUUUUUCCCCUGUGCUUGGAAACCUUUUUCCUUCUUGAUAUUUAUCACCUCUGAUGGCUGAAGAAUGUAGACAGGUAUAAUGAUCCUGCUUUUCACCAAAAUUCGUACACCAAGGUAAACAGGUGUUUGCCUUAUUUGUUUUAAUUUUUUACUUUCAGUUCUAUGUGAAUUAGCUUUUAAAACUCAGAUGUUAAAACUUUGAAUGUCCUUUUACGAUUUUGUUUAUAUUGCAGUAGUAUUUAUUUUUUAGUGAUGAGAAUUAUAUGUCAUGUUAGCAAAUGCAGCUCCAACUUACAUAAAAUAGACUUACUGCAGUUUCUUUUGACCCAUGUGCAAGGAAUGUACACGCUGAUGAGAAUCAUGCACUUUUUCUCCUAUGUAAAAAAAAAAAAAAUUGAUAAGGCUCUGAAAUGGUAUAUGUGUUAGAAUUUGGCUUUGGGAGAAGAGAUGCUAUCAUUCAACCCCUUGGUGCUAAAAAUGAGAAAAUCCCCAACUACUCAGGCCAAGGGGUUAAAUGAAACCAAUUGAAGUUGAGCAAAACUGAUGUUUGCUCAUUUGAGAAUUGAAACGUUGUGACAGCCUGGCAACAUAAUGUAAUGAAGAAAAUUGAAACCUGAAUGAUGGUAAGAAAUGAACUUUACUUGGCAAAAUGAACACAUCUUGAGUAUUUAGAAAGUAGGCAGUAAAGGUUAAGAACCUGGUGUGUUUAUUGUGAUCAUGGUACAUUUAUCACUGAAUUAAGCCAUCAGGGAAAAAAAAACAAAAAGAAAACACCUCCAGCUUUUCUUUUUCUGUAUAUACUCAUGUCCCCAAAUUCCAACAUUUCUCACUGAAAGGGGACAUGUAUGCAAACCUCAUCUUUCUCCUUCAUUAAUGAUGAUCUUCAGAUUAAACCCUUUGGUGCUAGGAGCUGACAUUUUCCAAAGCAGUCUAUGAAGUCCAAGGGGCUGGGGGCCAUUCUUACGGCAAACAGAAGGCCUUCCCACUCCGUGGAGUGAUCAUGGAAAUGUAUUUUAGUUAAACUAUCUGACAGCUCCCAAAUGGAAGACUACAGCAUGACGUAGUAUUAUGAUUGCAUUGUAUGAAAGAGCAAGUGACUUUCUACGUAGGAUGAAUCACAUUCAUAUGCAGAUGUCUUAGCCUCUUGACGCUGGAAGUGUGGAUCUCUAGCUAUGAAACCACUGCUGGCGGUGGGCAGGCCACUAGGACUGACGGGGGUUAAAGGGCAUUUUACUAAGGCAGCUAAGACAUAUUUAGACGUAGAUUUUAUCCUAAUUUUUCAUAUUUCUACCUGAGUGAAGUUCAUCCUUAGUACCGAAUAGGAAGUUACAGUUAAAUGGUAGUUCAUUCUGACUUACACACAUAGCUUACCUUUUUUUUUUCACUUGGAAUUAUGUUGAACGUUUCACUUUGACAAGAAAGUAGACUAGAAGGUAUGUCUUUUAAGUUGUCUUGCAUCCAUUAUGUGAGAAACUGGCGAGAGGAAGAGAAGAAAGCUGAGACUGGCUGAAGUUCAGAGCACUUACUCCUUCAGAGGGAGAGCAUGACACCGAACACUAAGCACAUAGCUUUUUGUCGUUUUGGUUUUUCCCCCAAAUCUUAAGGUGAUUUCCAUGACCUUGGCCAAGGACACUUCCUGAAGAUUAAUGACCAGCACUGAUAGUGCCCCAGGCUGGCCACUCCUCACAGCUGGCGCUCAGCCCCUAGCCAUGCCCGGGGCUCGGUCACCUCUCCCCUCUGGGACACAGUUGGUAUCACACAAGGUGUUUUCUUGGCUUCGAUUUUGAGAAUCCCUUUCUUUCACUCCCAGAUCUGUCAGCUAACAUGGAGGAACAAUAGAAAAACAGAAGUGUGCAGAGAAGGAGAUUUCUGAAACUUCCCUUGUGUUGCCCAUAGCUGUAGUUUUGGGUUCUGGCAGGUGGAACGGCCUGAAACCUGGAAUCAUUCUGUGAGAAUGCAGUUCAGACUUUGUGGACUCCAGCUGGUACUGUCAUGAAGUUUGAACUCUUGUCAUAAUGCAGCCAUCUUGGAGGAAAUUGGCUAUUUCCGCUUGGAUUGUUGGCAGGGUCGCUCUCAGCUUUGCUUUCUACACUAAUUCUGUAGCAUUAUUCCAGUAUUGUUUUCCAUUUCCCAUACCUGAUUUCCGGCUUCUUAAAGCUGACUGUUCUUGCAGGGGCCACUUGCUUCUCCUAGAGUACAAAAGUAAGGGCCUUCCUUACUAACUGCAGGGUCUAUAUAUUACACCUCAAUGUACACACUUUGCUGCUACUGUUUGUACUGUCUACAGUAGAAUUUCCUAAUCUUGCUCCUGGUAGUGCAUUACAGGCAAGCAUGAAAUGUAAAGUAUUUAUUUAAAUAAAAAGAAAACCUCUAAAUUGGUAAUUGAAUUACCUCCCUGUAGCUUUAUAGUUUGUGACAUUUCUUGACCUUGCUAGUUCUUUCAUUAGAUCCAUGCAAGAUCUAGUCAUCUGGUUAAGGAUUUUAAGCAGAUGCAAAUAUGAACCCAAGAAACUGUAUUACUAUUACUGUUGGUCAUACUAAAACUGUUUAUUUCCUUAAGUAUAUGACCCACAAGGAUGUGAAAUAACUACAAGAAACUGUUUUUGUACACUGUACAUCCUUAGUAUUUUUACACGUAUAUGAUAGGGAUGCACAUUAUUUUCCUUCGUACAGACAGCUUAAAUAAAGCACUAUGUCAAUCUGCUACUUCUCUGUUUGUUGUUGUUGGAUGUGGUUCUGUCAUCUCAGAAAAUUACUCUUUUCUGAAAAAAAAAAACUUUUAAUAGCCCCACCUGGCAUUAAUCUACCCUGUAUAAAAUGUGAUAGGAAAAUCUGUAAACUCCUUAUAGCUCAAAACACACAUGGGAUUAUUUUUACGUCAAUAAAAUGGAAACAGUGCAGUUGUACAAACUCUGACGAAAGGCUACUUCCAAAGGGGAGACGCUCACCUCUCAGCAGUGGGUUUAGGACAGAUCUACUGUGAAGCCAGGGACGGAGUAGGUCUUAGACCUUGGAGAUUGUUCAGAUCUAAUAAUCUUUACAACAAAUGGUUUGGACCCAGAAUUCCUUAAGGAGUGUAGGUCAUCAUCAAUGUCUUCCUGAUAAUGUACUGCUCUGCAUACUUCCUUUCCUAGAGUGUAUUUUUAACACUUCAUGGUAAAUUAACAAACUUAGACAUAGGUAAUAGAGAGUAGGAUGGCUGGACUGCAAUCUGAUUUAUGUUGAAUCAUUUUGGAUGGGGCCUUUUUCUGAUUUUACCUCAUACAGCUACUAUUGUAGAAACUUGGCUUUGCUCCUAUGACUAAGCCAGCUAGAGGAAUGGCUUUUGGGACCAGAGUUAGUCAAGCAUGUACAUGUAUGUCACACAGCCAGAUCUGAGGGCAUUCUUACAUGUGCUCUUCUCUCAAAACCACUGGGCUUGACAGAUCCAGGAGGCUAAAAUAAAGUGACCUCUAUAAUUCUUUAAAGGUGCUAUUUUUAGAAUAUUGUAUAAUUUAUUCACAGUAUACCUAAAACAGAAUUAAGGACAAGUAAAAUCUUAUGUGACAGCCUUUAUGUCUAGCACAUUUGACGAAAUCAAAACCUUCUGAAUCUGAGUAGAAGUUCUACUAUUUCAGGCUUGAACCUUUUACAUGCUCAAGAGACUUGAGUGGUCUCUGUGUGUGUAUCAUGUCGCCGCCUCCAAAGCCUAUUCCACAUGGAUUCUGAGAGGCAAGGCUGGAAUAUGGUGACCUUCGAUCUGUGUUGACAUGAUCAUGGCCAGGAUCACUGGCCAGGAGAAUAGCCUAAGGUCAGGGACUUGUCCAGCUGCAGCCUUGCCUUCAGUGGUUCGUUGUCAUUCUCAAAUACAACACAAAACUUUCAGUGUCCAUUUUUAUUACUUUAAAGCAUUUGAGGGCUUAACUGUGUAUAGUAGAAAUACUAUUUUAGACUAAAAUAAUGAUCUGUGUAUAGGUAUUUAAUAUACUCUAAGUAAAUUUUCUAAUUUCACUAAGUAUGUUUUUAGGCUCCUCUCAAAUACUGCAUACUGAAGAAAAAAUCUGACACCACCAAGCCAAAGAUGCUUUUUUGUCUGUUUUUGUUGUUAACAGAAUGGAAAGAAUAAUGCGUAGUGCUUCCUGGUGUCUCCUGAUUGUACACAAAUUGGUAAGAUGCUAAAUAACAAUGGAGUCUUAUGGGAUGUUGAUUAAAGGCAAAUAAAGCUGAAAGAUGCUACCUAGCUCAGAAAAGAGAAAGAAAAAUGAAUGGCAGGGAAAAAUUUCCUCUUUAAUACACUUUGGCCUAGUUAAAAUAUGUGCCUUUUCAGUGUGUUUUGUUCAUCACUACAAGGUAUCAAGGAAACAUUACAAUUCAAGUCUUUAAAAACUUCAUUUAUUGAAAUUCAUAUGUACCACCUAGCAUACAAAUGAGCAGAUUUAAAAACAUAGUAACUUCAAGCCAUUUCUGAAAACAUACACCAGGAGCUCUCCUCAUCUAGUGUCAGACUUCAGCUCCAGCCCGUCCUUGGUGCCGGGACGACGCAUGUGGAGAUGAGGAACAGCCCCACUGCAGUCUGAGGUGGUGUCACCCUGGGAAGGUCGCGGUGCAUUGUGGCAUAUCAAGUAUAAAUCAGAUGAAUGUAAAUAUCUCUUUGUAAAUCAUUUAUUUCACUCUGUUCCAUCCAGGUCAGCAAUCAGAUUGUGGCAUGCUGGGUAACUGGAAAAAAUGAUAAUAAAAAAGUAAGUUUAAAUAGAUCAUGUUCUUC